AUGGGGAAGGAAAACCAGUCCACCACCUCAGACUUCACCCUCAUGGGACUCUUCGGCCACACGGGGCCGCACCUGGUCCUGUUUGCCCUGGUGACCACCACGUUUGCCACAGGGCUGCUGGCCAACACCGUGCUGCUGGUGCUGACCUGGGUGGACCCCCGGCUGCGCACGCCCAUGUACUUCCUGCUGGGCCACCUCGCCCUGCUGGACCUCGGCUUCCCGCUGGUCACCAUCCCCAAGAUGCUGGCUGACUUCCUGCGGGGGGACAGCACCAUCUCCUUCGCGGGCUGCGCGGCCCAGAUGUUCCUGCUCAUGCUGCUGGGCGUCUCCGAGGGCGUCCUGCUGGCCCUCAUGUCCUACGACCGCUACGUGGCUGUGUGCCAUCCGCUGCACUACCCGGUGCUCAUGCGGCGCCCUGUGUGCCUGCGCAUAGUGGUUGCAUCCUGGCUCUCAGGCGCGCUGGUGGCUUCGGUGCAGACCUCCGUCAUCCUGCGCUUCCCGUUCUGCGCCUCGCGUGCCCUGGCCCACUUCAUCUGCGAGCUGCCCGCCCUGCUGCGCCUGGCCUGCGCCCCCGGGGUGGCCGCCUACGAGCUGGCGCUGUCCGUCUCUGGGGUGCUGAUCCUGCUCCUGCCCCUGGCGCUCAUCGCCGCCUCCUACAGCCUGGUGCUAGGCGCCGUGCUCCGCAUGCGCACGGCCCAGGCGCGGCGCAAGGCCCUGGCCACCUGCUCCUCGCACGCCGCUGUGGUGGGGCUCUUCUACGGGGCGGCCGUGUUCAUGUACAUGGUGCCCAGCCCCUACCACCACCCGCACCAGGACCACGCAGUCGCCCUCUGCUACAGCCUGCUGACGCCCUCGCUCAACCCCCUCAUCUACAGCCUCAGGAACAGGGAGGUACGUGCAGCGCUGGCCGCGGCCACCCGCAGAACCGGCUGCAGGUUGCGGAAGUGA
Messenger RNA from Octodon degus (degu), 948 nucleotides. Its product is annotated as olfactory receptor 2Z1-like. Gene Ontology annotation, biological process: G protein-coupled receptor signaling pathway. The transcript has a single exon. NCBI's taxonomy places the organism in Eukaryota, Metazoa, Chordata, Mammalia, Rodentia, Octodontidae. The record is from RefSeq and is a predicted model, not a curated record. Gene Ontology annotation, cellular component: membrane. Gene Ontology annotation, molecular function: olfactory receptor activity; G protein-coupled receptor activity. The coding region runs from base 1 to 948 and encodes 315 amino acids.